CCUGCUGGUUGGGUUUGGUUGUGGCAAGCCCCGCAGGAUCCUGCCAUUUCUUCCACUGACAACACCCGGGGAAGGAGGAGCUUGCCCGCGCCGCGGAGAAGGCGUCAGAAUCCUCAAUUUCCAACUUAGCAUCUUGGCAGGACCUUUCUCAGAGCCCGAAGCAGAGAUAUUGGGGGAAAAGCCCCUCCGUGCGCAGGGGGAGAGCCCAGGCAGCUAGCGAGCAGCAGGCGCCGCACAGGGGAGUUCCGCGGCGGCAGCAGAGAAGCAGAAGCAAGGUGCUGGGCUGCUGCUAAGCCGCCAGCCGCCCCACCUGGCCACAGGGCUGGAGGGGCUCUGGACAGAAGUAGCCUAGACAAAUCCGAGCCAGCGGCAGCUCCCGGCUAUUUCGCUGCCCGUGUAUAUGUAUGUGCUUGGCCAUGUCGUAUCCUCAGGGUUACUUGUACCAGCCCUCCGCGUCCUUGGCUCUCUACUCGUGCCCGGCGUACAGCACCAGCGUCAUUUCGGGCCCCAGGACCGAUGAACUUGGGAGAUCUUCCUCGGGCUCCGCUUUUUCGCCUUAUGCCGGAUCUACCGCCUUUACCGCCCCGUCGCCGGGUUACAACUCCCACCUCCAGUACCCCGCCGCCGCCGCCUUCUCUUCCUACGUGGGUUCACCCUACGACCACACACCAGGCAUGGCCGGGUCUCUGGGGUACCAUCCCUACGCCGCGCCCCUGGGCUCCUACCCCUAUGGCGACCCAGCUUACCGAAAAAACGCCACCAGGGACGCCACCGCCACGCUGAAGGCCUGGCUGAACGAGCACCGCAAGAACCCCUACCCCACCAAGGGCGAGAAGAUCAUGCUGGCCAUCAUCACCAAAAUGACCCUCACCCAGGUCUCCACCUGGUUCGCCAACGCCCGGCGGCGGCUCAAGAAGGAGAAUAAAAUGACCUGGACCCCCCGGAACCGGAGCGAGGACGAGGAAGAAGAGGAGAACAUUGACCUGGAGAAAAACGACGAGGAUGAGCCCCAGAAGCUGGAGGACAAGGGCGAUCCCGAGGCUCCCGAGACAGGAGGAGGAGGAGAGCAGAAGGCGGCCCCUGGCUGCGAGGAACAGCACUUACCAGCUGCGCGCAGAGCUGGGAGAGCGGAGCUGAGCGCAGCGCCCGGGCAGCUCACGGGGCGCGGGGAGAAGGAAAUGGAAACUAGGACAACGUGGCAAAUGAAUUCCAUGCCAAGACAGGAUAAUAAAAUGUUCAGAAAAAUCAGUCAGCCUGCAAUUCUUAAGGAUGAUCAAAUAAUUGAGGUUUUAGAUUGGGUUCAUGGAGAGGGUGUGAACAAGUUAGUAAAUCAUGGGUCAGCAUUGAGCUGUGAUUUGUCUUCAGAUGUCAUGGGUUGGAGUAUGCAGUUUAUUGAUAACUUCAUGAUAUAUUCAGAAGAGGUAAAAAUCUGCAGACUGACUUUGAACAGUGGAAACCGUUUAGAGUGUGCAGGACUUAGAGUAAAUGUUGAUAGACUGAGGAUCACUGUAAAUGGACAAACAUCUUCUCCCAAUACUCGAUUUCGUUCCUGCAGUUCCCCCAAUAAAUAUUUUAGUUUCUCAUAUGAAGGAUACAGUUUAAGAAAAAAUAACCCUGCUGUUGCUUAG
Molecule: messenger RNA, 1628 nt
Organism: Pelodiscus sinensis (Chinese soft-shelled turtle)
Lineage: Eukaryota; Metazoa; Chordata; Testudines; Trionychidae
Gene: IRX5
Product: iroquois homeobox 5
Biological process (GO): cell development; neuron differentiation; regulation of transcription by RNA polymerase II
Cellular component (GO): nucleus
Molecular function (GO): DNA-binding transcription factor activity, RNA polymerase II-specific; RNA polymerase II cis-regulatory region sequence-specific DNA binding
Source: RefSeq, a predicted model, not a curated record